CUGCGGGGCGCCGGGGCGGGGCGCGCGGAAAAGAGCCUCGGGCCAGGAGCGCAGGAACCAGACCGUGUCCCGCGGGGCUGUCACCUCCGCCUCUGCGCCCCGACCCGGCCAUGCGCGGCCUCGGGCUCUGGCUGCUGGGCGCGAUGAUGCUGCCUGCGAUUGCCCCCAGCCGGCCCUGGGCCCUCGUGGAGCAGUAUGAGGUCGUGCUGCCGCGGCGUCUGCCAGGCCCCCGAGUCCGCCGAGCUCUGCCCUCCCACUUGGGCCUGCACCCAGAGAGGGUGAGCUACGUCCUUGGGGCCACAGGGCACAACUUCACCCUCCACCUGCGGAAGAACAGGGACCUGCUGGGCUCCGGCUACACGGAGACCUAUACGGCUGCCAAUGGCUCCGAGGUGACGGAGCAGCCUCGUGGGCAGGACCACUGCUUCUACCAGGGCCACGUAGAGGGAUACCCGGACUCAGCCGCCAGCCUCAGCACCUGUGCCGGCCUCAGGGGUUUCUUCCAGGUGGGGUCAGACCUACACCUGAUCGAGCCCCUGGAUGAAGGUGGCGAGGGCGGACGGCACGCCGUGUACCAGGCUGAGCACCUGCUGCAGACGGCCGGGACAUGCGGGGUCAGCGACGACAGCCUGGGCAGCCUCCUGGGACCCCGGACGGCAGCCGUCUUCAGGCCUUGGCCCGGGGACUCUCUGCCAUCCCGAGAGACCCGCUACGUGGAGCUGUAUGUGGUCGUGGACAAUGCAGAGUUCCAGAUGCUGGGGAGCGAAGCAGCCGUGCGUCAUCGGGUGCUGGAGGUGGUGAAUCACGUGGACAAGCUAUAUCAGAAACUCAACUUCCGUGUGGUCCUGGUGGGCCUGGAGAUUUGGAAUAGUCAGGACAGGUUCCACGUCAGCCCCGACCCCAGUGUCACACUGGAGAACCUCCUGACCUGGCAGGCACGGCAACGGACACGGCGGCACCUGCAUGACAACAUACAGCUCAUCACGGGUGUCGACUUCACCGGGACCACCGUGGGGUUUGCCAGGGUGUCUGCCAUGUGCUCCCGCAGCUCAGGGGCUGUGAAUCAGGACCACAGCAAGAACCCCGUGGGCGUGGCCUGCACCAUGGCCCAUGAGAUGGGCCACAACCUGGGCAUGGACCAUGAUGAGAACGUCCAGGGCUGCCGCUGCCGGGAACGCUUCGAGGCCGGCCGCUGCAUCAUGGCGGGCAGCAUUGGCUCCAGUUUCCCCAGGAUGUUCAGUGACUGCAGCCAGGCCUACCUGGAGAGCUUUUUGGAGCAGCCGCAGUCGGCCUGCCUCGCCAACGCCCCUGACCUCAGCCACCUGGUGGGCGGCCCCGUGUGUGGGAACCUGUUUGUGGAGCGUGGGGAGCAGUGCGACUGCGGCCCCCCCGAGGACUGCCGGAACCGCUGCUGCAACUCUACCACCUGCCAGCUGGCUGAGGGGGCCCAGUGUGCGCACGGUACCUGCUGCCAGGAGUGCAAGGUGAAGCCGGCUGGUGAGCUGUGCCGUCCCAAGAAGGACAUGUGUGACCUCGAGGAGUUCUGUGACGGCCGGCACCCUGAGUGCCCGGAAGACGCCUUCCAGGAGAACGGCACGCCCUGCUCCGGGGGCUACUGCUACAACGGGGCCUGUCCCACACUGGCCCAGCAGUGCCAGGCCUUCUGGGGGCCAGGUGGGCAGGCUGCCGAGGAGUCCUGCUUCUCCUACGACAUCCUACCAGGCUGCAAGGCCAGCCGGUACAGGGCUGACAUGUGUGGCACUCUGCAGUGCAAGGGUGGGCAGCAGCCCCUGGGGCGUGCCAUCUGCAUCGUGGAUGUGUGCCACGCGCUCACCACAGAGGAUGGCACUGCGUAUGAACCAGUGCCCGAGGGCACCCGGUGUGGACCAGAGAAGGUUUGCUGGAAAGGACGUUGCCAGGACUUACACGUUUACAGAUCCAGCAACUGCUCUGCCCAGUGCCACAACCACGGGGUGUGCAACCACAAGCAGGAGUGCCACUGCCACGCGGGCUGGGCCCCGCCCCACUGCGCGAAGCUGCUGACUGAGGUGCACGCAGGUAGGCCUCCCUGGCCAGCGCAGGUGGGGCUGGGGUCCAAGCUCAGAGGGCCCGAACAGAGCCCAGGCAGAAGCCGCGGGCCCAGGAAGCUGGUGGUGUUCGCGGUGCCAGUUUGCUGCCACAGGCAUCGACACACAGCGUCCGGGAGCCUCCCCGUCUUCGUGGUGGUGGUUCUGGUGCUCCUGGCAGUUGUGCUGGUCACCCUGGCAGGCAUCAUCAUCUAUCGCAAAGCUCGGAGCCGCAUCCUGAGCAGGAACGUGGCUCCCAAGACCACAAUGGGGCGCUCCAACCCCCUGUUCCACCAGGCUGCCAGCCGCAUGCCGGCCAAGGGCGGGGCUCCAGCCCCAUCCAGGGGCCCCCAAGAGCUGGUCCCCACCACCCACCCGGGCCAGCCCGCCGGACACCCGGCCUCCUCGGUGGCUCUGAAGAGGCCGCCCCCUGCUCCUCCGGUCACUGUGUCCAGCCCACCCUUCCCAGUUCCUGUCUACACCCGGCAGGCACCAAAGCAGGUCAUCAAGCCGACGUUCGCGCCCCCAGUGCCCCCAGUCAAACCCGGGGCUGGUGCGGCCAACCCUGGUCCAGCUGAGGGUGCUGUUGGCCCAAAGGUUGCCCUGAAGCCCCCCAUCCAGAGGAAGCAAGGAGCCGGAGCUCCCACAGCACCCUAGGGGGGCACCUGCGCCUGUGUGGAAAUUUGGAGAAGUUGCGGCAGAGAAGCCAUGCGUUCCAGCAUUCCACGGUCCAGCUAGCGCCGCUCAGCCCUAGACCCUGCCUUUGCAGGCUCAGCUGCUGUUCUAACCUCAGGAAUGCAUCUACCUGAGAGGCUCCUGCUGUCCAUGCCCUCAGCCAAUUCCUUCUCCCCGCCUUGGCCACAUGUAGCCCCAGCUGUCUGCAGGCACCAGGCUGGGAUGAGCUGUGUGCCUGUGGGUGCGUGUGUGUGUACGUGUCUCCAGGUGGCCGCUGGUCUCCCCCUGUGUUCAGGAGGCCACAUAUACAGCCCCUCCCAGCCACACCUGCCCCUGCUCUGGGGCCUGCUGAGCCGGCUGCCCUGGGCACCCGGUUCCAGGCAGCACAGACGUGGGGCAUCCCCAGAAAGACUCCAUCCCAGGACCAGGUUCCCCUGCGUGCUCUUCGAGAGGGUGUCAGUGAGCAGACUGCACCCCAAGCUCCCGACUCCAGGUCCCCUGAUCUUGGGGCCUGUUUCCCAUGGGAUUCAAGAGGGACAGCCCCAGCUUUGUGUGUGUUUAAGCUUAGGAAUCGCCUUUAUGGAAAGGGCUAUGUGGGAGAGUCAGCUAUCUUGUCUGGUUUUCUUGAGACCUCAGAUGUGUGUUCAGCAGGUCUGAAAGCUUUUAUUCUUUAAUAAUGAGAAAUGUAUAUUUUACUAAUAAAUUAUUGACCGAG
Messenger RNA from Pan troglodytes (chimpanzee), 3456 nucleotides. RefSeq names its product ADAM metallopeptidase domain 8 (gene ADAM8). Lineage: Eukaryota; Metazoa; Chordata; Mammalia; Primates; Hominidae. The coding region runs from base 111 to 2723 and encodes 870 amino acids. The transcript has 23 exons. The record is from RefSeq and is a predicted model, not a curated record. Gene Ontology annotation, molecular function: cell adhesion molecule binding; metalloendopeptidase activity. Gene Ontology annotation, biological process: proteolysis; inflammatory response; positive regulation of membrane protein ectodomain proteolysis.